AUGGCUGAGAUAUUUUUGCGGCAAACAUCGUCCUCCCUGCACGCCGAGUCCGUGCCGCACAACUUGCCCGCAGCAAAAAGUUUGGAAGACAGGCCAGACGCAGCUUGGUGGUGUUCUAAAGACCGGCCGCAAGCGAGGCGAAACCUGCACGGGAUAACUACGUGUAAGCAGCGCCUCACUGCAAUAAAAUACAAGUACCGCACUGAGCCGGCCGAUAACCGCCCCACAGACAUCAACCCACAGACAACCCUAACCACCCACGACCCACGCGUUUCCUGUGGUACCGUCGUGAAAUCACGCUUCGUCCAGCACCCGCCCGUGUUACGCCGACCCCGGCGAGGUCUCAACACUCGCCCCACUCCCCACCCUUGUCACCCGCACUACCCAGGCUCAGGUCCUCUCAACCGCACGUGCGCACAGGCCAUGAUCUCGACGCCUCUUUCAUCGCUAUCAUCCGACAGAAGCGACAAACCAAGUGGUCACAAUGCACAUCUCGUGGACACAUCGGCUGCGGUAGUCGCUGUCCCCGGCCCUAGACAACCCGCAGCAGCACCCCAGAAAGACUCCGACAAAUGGAUGUCACUCCGGCCAGUUUCGAGGACCCCAAGUCUUAAAGCGGGCAUCUACGGUCCUUUCGGCUCCGCUUCGGCCGCCAGCUCCACCGUUGCGAGUCCGAUCAUUGCUGCCAUGGGCGAUCUCACUCCUUUCCCAUCGCCUCUUUUGGCAGGCGACUCGCCAGGCCCGUGGAAACAGUUGGGUCGGAGGAUGUCGCGCGAGGCUGCCAUGUCCCCACCAGCUUCGGGCCCACUCGACACGAACGAUCAAAACCAUGUCUCGGGGUAUGCGAAGAAAGGCUACGCAGGUCUCACGUCCGGCCCUGCGCCUGCCGAUGGCGCCAACCCACAUCAGAACGGCAGACUCGCGCAGCCCCCGUUACACCACACCAGGAAUCGGAGCGUCAGCGAGUAUAUCCCGGACCCCAUGUUGAUACCUAAGCGCAUGUCGACUGUGUCUGGGACCCGUGUCAACCAGGACUUGAAGAGCGCCGGUGAGGGGCACUUGCGGCGAGAACCCCAUCUUUCCGAAGCAAGGGGUCUAACCCCCAUCGAGAAGCCCCCGACACCACCCCCGAGCGAGUCAUCACUAAGCACGACAGACCUGGCCCUGCCCGCCGCCUCGGGCAACUAG
Messenger RNA from Chaetomium globosum CBS 148.51, 1188 nucleotides. RefSeq lists its product as uncharacterized. The coding region runs from base 1 to 1188 and encodes 395 amino acids. The record is from RefSeq and is a predicted model, not a curated record. Lineage: Eukaryota; Fungi; Ascomycota; Sordariomycetes; Sordariales; Chaetomiaceae. The transcript is spliced from 6 exons.